Torulaspora globosa is the source of this 1278-nucleotide messenger RNA. RefSeq names its product Yrb30p (gene YRB30). Lineage: Eukaryota; Fungi; Ascomycota; Saccharomycetes; Saccharomycetales; Saccharomycetaceae. The record is from RefSeq and is a predicted model, not a curated record. Bases 1 to 1278 code for a protein of 425 amino acids. Gene Ontology annotation, cellular component: nucleus; cytoplasm. Gene Ontology annotation, molecular function: GTPase regulator activity. The transcript has a single exon.
AUGGAUGACAUUCUCGCUAAGGCAGGUUCACAAGCUGUUACAUUUGCGAUCAAAUCAGGUAUUUCGAUUGCCUCUACUUAUGCCUUGAGAACUAUCACCAAAUUCGUGAUACAGAUUCCAAAGAGCGAUGCGAGGAGAAUUGAGCAACAGAAAGCUAAAUUAGAGAAUAGAAUCGCUAUUGUCACCUCAGCUAUUGAUUUGAUAAAGCUGGUUGCUGCUAGAGGCAAUACGAAUUUGGAAAGUACGCUUAGGUUAACCAAGGAUCUCAAGAAUGAGCUGGAUUCAUUUGAUGAGCGCAUGAGAGAGCUGAUUACAAAAGUUGAGGAAUCCAGAAGUGCCAAGUCUCAAAAAGAGGCAAUUGAUUCGGUUGAACUAUACAUCAAUGAUCUCCUACAGCGCAUCGAAGAGGUGACACCCUUUAUCAAUCUUUCCUUGACGACUUCAGGUGCAAACUUAAACUCCUCAUUACCGCAACAAGUUUCUCCCGGAUUACUACUUAAGGCAUCUAAUUACAUCAAUUCGAGUAAUGGGAAGCCUGCGGGCCAGGUAGGUCCUGCAUUUGAGAUUAGCUUGUACUCGGUUUUUUAUCACCUUGAUAAGGCAAACAGCAGUUCUAAUGUUAGAGUAGACUGGAAAGAAGACAUGAAAAAAGCAUUUGUUAGAGUUGUACGAAUCGAGUCAAGCGAGAGUUCUUACAACUACCAGUUGCUAAUCGAACAGUCGUUUGAUGACGGACGAUAUCAUAACUUCGAAGAGGAAAAGCUCCAAAAAUUGACUGUGAACCUCCGAAGCAUAGUUAAACUCUUCUUUAGCGUAUCUGGAAAUCUUCUGAAGCUAGCCGAACAGGAAAAUCCUGUGCUGGUCCUCAAGGUGGACAAGAAUAUUGCCGGCGAGCAUCCUGAGACUUCUAUGGAGGAUAUCGCAUGGUAUGCGUUCGGCCAAUACGAUGGAGUGGAAGAUGAGGAAGAGGAAGAGGAAGCUGAAGAAGGGGAAGAAGAGGGGGAGGGUCCAGACGAAUACAAAGAUAGAGAGAAACAAGAAGAGAAAGAGCUUACGGAAAAGCAAAAAGAUGGAUCAGGCACAUCUUCAUCGAUAGCCUUGCUGGAGUACAUUAUCCGACUGGCUUCUUUACAAGAAAGUGAUAACCAGAGUAUACUGGAAGUCAGCGAUGAGAGACUCUCUGUGUACUUGAAUGACGAGAAUCCGAACUCCAUAAGAGAAAAGAAGGCGAAUGUGGAUCAAGUGACUCAUGGCUUGAGUAAAGUUACAUUAGAUUGA